This is a messenger RNA of Saimiri boliviensis boliviensis (Bolivian squirrel monkey), 1638 nucleotides long. RefSeq names its product abhydrolase domain containing 17B, depalmitoylase (gene ABHD17B). Gene Ontology annotation, cellular component: endosome membrane; plasma membrane. Gene Ontology annotation, molecular function: palmitoyl-(protein) hydrolase activity. The record is from RefSeq and is a predicted model, not a curated record. Lineage: Eukaryota; Metazoa; Chordata; Mammalia; Primates; Cebidae. Gene Ontology annotation, biological process: protein depalmitoylation; regulation of postsynapse organization.
AGUGGGCCGAGGCUAGGCUGCGUCCCUCCCCCCGCCCGCUCGCUUGCUGGAGCCGGGGUCAGCUUUGGCACCUUCCUCCAGUCAGUGGCCAACUCCUGGCUCAGCGAGGAUUCUGCUAGUGCCCUCGGUUCCUCUCUACUCUCCCUCCCGCUACCGAAACAAGUCCCGCGCCUGGCAGGCUGAGGAGAAGCAAAUAAAGCAGGUUUAAAGAGAAAAAAGACCUGGCCGGGUCUGGGUGGCGUCUGCGGUGCCAGAAAGGGAGGCGGCGGCUGCGACCACGGCCGCGCGGGACGUGAGGCCCGAGAGCAGCCGACGGCAGCCGCGGCAGCUCCAGCGCCCUGCACCGGGGCUGUUAGUCAGCAGAACGCGAGCUCGUGUGGAGGAGCAGGGCCGGCGGGAGGCGAAACCCGGGAGCGCGAGCCGGGCCCCUCGGGCGCCACCGUCUUUCUUCGUCCCGGCGCCGGGGGCUGCAGCCUUGGUCCGCGCUCCUCUGCCGGGCCCGUCUUCAGGCGGAGAGAGUCCGACAGCGUCCGGAGCGCGGGUCUUGCCUUGCGGAGGACAGCGCGUCGGCUGCGGUUCUCUCCCAACUCCUGCCCGGCGCCUCGGCCCGGGCCGCUCAGGUGCAGAGCAUGAAUAAUCUUUCAUUUAGUGAGCUAUGUUGCCUCUUCUGCUGUCCUCCUUGUCCAGGGAAAAUUGCUUCAAAAUUAGCAUUUUUGCCACCUGAUCCAACUUAUACGCUGAUGUGUGAUGAAAGUGGAAGCCGUUGGACUUUACAUCUAUCUGAACGAGCAGACUGGCAGUAUUCUUCUAGAGAAAAAGAUGCUAUUGAGUGUUUCAUGACUAGAACCAGUAAAGGCAACAGAAUUGCCUGUAUGUUUGUACGUUGCUCACCCAAUGCGAAAUACACUUUACUCUUCUCACAUGGAAAUGCUGUUGAUCUUGGUCAAAUGAGCAGCUUUUACAUAGGUCUGGGAUCACGGAUUAAUUGUAAUAUAUUCUCAUAUGAUUAUUCUGGAUAUGGUGCAAGUUCUGGGAAACCCACAGAGAAGAACCUCUAUGCAGACAUUGAAGCUGCUUGGCUUGCUCUUAGGACAAGAUACGGCAUUCGCCCUGAAAAUGUGAUUAUAUAUGGCCAAAGUAUAGGGACAGUACCAUCUGUGGAUCUUGCUGCUCGAUAUGAGAGUGCUGCUGUUAUUCUUCAUUCUCCUCUGACCUCGGGAAUGCGAGUUGCCUUUCCUGAUACCAAGAAGACCUACUGUUUUGAUGCAUUCCCAAACAUUGACAAAAUCUCUAAGAUAACCUCUCCAGUAUUAAUAAUUCAUGGGACUGAAGAUGAAGUCAUUGACUUUUCACAUGGCCUGGCAUUGUUUGAACGUUGCCAAAGACCUGUGGAGCCUCUCUGGGUUGAAGGAGCAGGUCACAAUGAUGUGGAACUUUAUGGACAGUAUCUUGAAAGGUUGAAACAGUUUGUUUCACAGGAACUGGUGCAGAAACAAGAAAGGAAGUGAUAUUCUCAAGGUCUGCAAUUGUCGACAACGGUACUAUGUAUUCCAUUAUCUUCUCUUUACCAAAACUUACCUGUAUUAAUAUACCAAUGAUCCUUUCAAAUUAUAUGGCAUAAAAUUAUUUGCUUUCCAA